This is a messenger RNA of Penicillium oxalicum, 1317 nucleotides long. Its product is annotated as putative serine/threonine-protein phosphatase. The record is from RefSeq and is a predicted model, not a curated record. Gene Ontology annotation, biological process: polyphosphate catabolic process. The transcript has 3 exons. The coding region runs from base 1 to 1317 and encodes 438 amino acids. Lineage: Eukaryota; Fungi; Ascomycota; Eurotiomycetes; Eurotiales; Aspergillaceae. Gene Ontology annotation, cellular component: cytoplasm. Gene Ontology annotation, molecular function: endopolyphosphatase activity; phosphatase activity.
AUGGCUUCCUACGAACGCGAUCAUGAACUCCGUGACCCAUACAGUCGCACAUCUCACGAGCAACGCGCCCCGUCCCACGUCGCACGCCUGCUAAGAACGAUUCGCAAUGGCUGGUCAUCUGGCAGCGGCAGCAGCAGCAGCAGCUACUAUCCCCUCUCAUACUCGCCCGACGCCCUGAAGAAAUCCAGCUACGCCCAAAUAGCACUAUCCAUCGCCUCGGCACCACGCUUUCGCCGCUACCUUCUCGUCUAUCUCGGAUUGGUCCUUCUCAGCUGGGUGGGAUGGUCGAUGGUGUUACAUCCUCGCCUGACGGAACGCAACUCGCUGAUUCACGCGCUAGACCCGGCAACGCAAGCAGCAGUCGGGGGAUGGUUCGGGAGUAAUGCGCUUCCGCGAUUCGAUGGUCUGACACACAUCCGGACACUGGACUCAUCAUUGCUGCCUGGACCGCAGCCCAAAGGACACAGCAAAGGCUUGAGAAGUGAGAGGCGCUUGGUUGUGGUCGGAGAUGUGCAUGGAUGCAAGAAAGAACAUCUCUUUGACACAACAGUCGUCCACUUGCUGGACAAAAUUGAAUUCUCCACGGCUGACGGGGACCAUCUCAUCCUGACGGGCGACCUCAUCAACAAGGGCCCCGACAGUACCGGGGUAGUGGAUCUGGCUCGAGAUCUUGGAGCCUCCUGCGUCCGGGGCAAUCACGAGGAUCGCAUCUUGCUCCUUCGCCAUGAAAUUGAGGCCCAGGAGACGAGUCCAGCGAACGAUAAAACUCUCAAGUCGCAUGAACCCUCCGACAAAGAAACCAAGGAGCUCGAAUUGGCUCGUUCUUUAAGCGCCGACCAAGUCAAAUGGCUCGAUGCCUGCCCGGUCAUCCUGAAUGUCGGCCAGAUUCCCGACAUGGGUCAGGUGGUGGUGGUUCACGCCGGGCUGGUUCCUGGCGUGGAGCUGGAGAAACAAGAUCCCUCCACGGCGAUGACCAUGCGAACAAUUGACCUGGACACGCACUUCCCCAGCCCGUCUAACAAGGGAAUUGCUUGGGCAAAGAUGUUUGAAAAGCACCAAUCGAUGCUCUACUCGAGCCUCAAGUCCACGCACAAGGAUCCCCGAUCGCAGACCAUGACUGUGAUUUACGGCCAUGAUGCCAAAACGGGUCUGAAAGUGCGCACCUACAGCAAAGGCCUCGACUCUGGCUGCGUCAAGGGCGGUCAAUUGACCGCCUUGGUCAUCGAGGACGGCGGAAAGCAGACGUUGGUACAAGUGAACUGCAAGAACGAUUAUACCGCAACGAAAGAGAGCAAAGAGAAGCACGAGAAGGCGUAA